Colias croceus (clouded yellow) is the source of this 507-nucleotide messenger RNA. Its product is annotated as membrane-bound alkaline phosphatase-like. Gene Ontology annotation, biological process: dephosphorylation. The transcript is spliced from 3 exons. The record is from RefSeq and is a predicted model, not a curated record. The coding region runs from base 1 to 507 and encodes 168 amino acids. Gene Ontology annotation, molecular function: alkaline phosphatase activity. Lineage: Eukaryota; Metazoa; Arthropoda; Insecta; Lepidoptera; Pieridae.
AUGUCCGUCCCCACGCUGGCCGCCGCGCGCACGCUGCUCGGCCAGCGAGACCACCGCACCGGGGAAGAAGCUCAGCUGUCCUUUGAAAACUUCCCAACGGUCGGCCUUGCAAAGACGUACUGCGUUGAUGCUCAAAUAGCUGAUUCAGCUUGCACGGCAACUUCUUACUUAUGUGGAGUUAAGACGAAUCUGGGAACGAUCGGCGUGACCGCAGCCGUGCCUCGCGGAGACUGCCCGUCGUCAGCGGACAGCGCUACCCACGUCGAGUCGAUCGCCGCUUGGGCGCUCGCCGAUGGCCGGGACGCAGGUAUCGUAACGACAACCCGCGUGACGCACGCGUCGCCGGCGGGCGCGUAUGCGCACGUUGCUAACCGCGACUGGGAGAGCGAUGUAGACGUGUUAAACGACUCACACGAUCCCGGAUCGUGCCCCGAUAUCGCUUAUCAACUUAUCCACUCAUAUCCUGGCAACGAGUUUAAGGUACAAUUAAUUUUUUAUUUUCAAUAA